CAACGUUACCAACAGAUUCAGAAAUGAAUUUUAAUCCCUUCCAUAGUCAUCUCACAUGUAUUUACGUAAGUACACGCUACAGCUGUCUGCCUGCAAUACCAAUUCAGCGAAUAGUUUCUCCAUUGACCGCCAUCCAUGAGAAGAGGCCGCUAAAAUCACCUCCGAAUUUUCAGGUCGGUAUGGCAGUCAGAUUGGGCCGUGAAAGUCCAUAAGGUGAGAGGUCUACUCCGUAUAUCUCGUCUGUGGUAGUACGAGCAUUCGGCAGUGGGUAACCUGUGGCGCUUGAAAGUUCAUUCAUUCCGUCAGACUUCAGUUAGGCCGUGUUGUGGGUCGUUGAAAGGUGAUGGAUGGCGCGUGUCGUGGAACGGUGACACGAAGUUGACAUAUUGCGCGAAAACUGUAUAAAUCCUGUCUUCAUUAUUCUCUCUGAUAUCAUUUUAUGAUCCCCGUCAUAUACACUAAUGGCAGGAGAGUUGCGUAAAGAGAAGUUCACGGGCGUGUCGCUGGACCAAUUGAAAUAAUUAUCAUGGCACAAUGUCGAAAAAUCAUGACGGAAAUGGGUUGUGUUUGUUCUAAAAAUUUUAAACAUGAAAAUCGAAUAUUACAAACCAUUUGACGUACACUGAGCAGUUUAUAUUUUAAGAGAGGAGGGGAAUAACAUAAUAGCAGUAACAAAUUCACUGUUCUAUAAAGUACACGGAUUGAAACUAUUUACAGUGCCAUUUCUUUUUUUAGACCUAGAGAUGAACAUAUGUAUGCUAUUGUGUAAUACAUUGUUCUAGUUCAACCAAAAUUGAUCCUUCAUUUACAUACACCGGAAAGCUCCACAAUGUUCUAUUGCGAUAUUGAAAUUCAUCAACGAUGGAAGAAAGAAAACUCUCAAUAUCCUGUGACAUUCUGGCAAGGUUGAAUGAAACUGAACAAAAACUCUUUGAGAAUCAAAAUCACUGUAUAAAGCCAUUGCCUGCAGCAUUUGACCAAGUGGAUGCUGAGAUUUUAAUCAAUGAGAAAGAUUCCAUCAAUGAUUCAACAAAAAUUAACUGUUGCAAUACCUCCUCAAAAAUAUUAUUGUCUUCAAAGGAUACCCAGAACUCUAAGGAAAAAGAGGAGGCAUGUUCUACAAAAAGAACUAUUCAGCCACCCUCGCCAACUACUCUACAGUGGGGUAGGGCUAUAGCUGAAGUAAAGGAACAUGCUGUAACAAAAUUACAAGAUGAACUUAAGAGGGCUCACGAGGAGUUAAAACUAAAGGACGAAGAAGUUACAAGACUUUCAAGAAUCAAGCAGGAUGUUGAAGCAGAGUUGGAGGAACUCACUGCCAGCCUCUUUCAAGAAGCACACAAUAUGGUACGAGAAGCAAAUGUACGUCAAGCCACGGCGGAACGUCUUUUGGAGGAAAGUCGUAUGAAAGCUGAAGUUUUAGCUGCCGAAGUGGCCGCUCUAAAGACACUAGUAUUAACUUCAACGCCUGCUAAACCGAACUUCCAUUUACAUCCGCAAAUCGAUACGAAAAGUCGUCCAAACAGCGAAGAUGGUCAGCAAAGUCUUUUUGCAAGAAAACAUAGAAGGUCACCGUCGCAUUUCAAUCUAAAAUACGGUCGAGAGAACUCUCCACCGGAUUCUCCGCUAAAGGAACAAAGGGCAUCUUUACCGUCGGAUCGAGAGACUCUAGAAAGAGAUUGGAAAAAAGAUUCAGACAAAGAAAAGGACAAAGACUGCAAAGAUUUCGGCCUUGAAGUUGAUCCUAGAGUGCACACAGAAUUUCUUAAGUGGAAAGCCAAUCCAUGUGUUGACAAAGGUGACCCUUUUGUUGGUAGAAUUUUUAAAGAAGACAUCGAUCUCUGCCUUGAUUUCCCUAAUAAAGAAUUGGGUACAAAAGUUAGGCAAGCUGUUCUCGAUGGUAUCAUCUUUAUAGAAGCGAUCAGUGACAAGACAAAAUUCACAUUUCCGAAAAAAUGUGUACUACUUGAAGCACCGCGUCAAUGUUAUUAUCGAAUGAGAUUCGGGGAUCAAGAAAAUCAGUGGUACAGCAUAUCACAAAUUUGUCGUAAUCGAAUCAUAGCAGUCUGCGAUUUCUUGAAUUACCUGCGUUAUGUUGAACGUGGCCUUGUCAAAAGCUCAGUUCACGAUGUUUAUUGGGAAAUUACACGGUUGCGAAAGGAAAUGGCGUUUGCUCGUUUGGGCCUCGCAUUGUCGUCUUAACGCAUUUCGCGGACGACUUGUUCUAAUCUUAAAUCGAAAAAGACUAGGCCAUGGAUCUGUUAUUAUUCAUUUACAUCUAUCAACCGUAGAGAUCGUUGAAAAUUUUAAUCGUUCCAACUAGCCUCGAUCUUUUUUUCUACUCACUGAUCGAGAUUUUAUAGAGUAAGUGCUAAAGUUUUAAUAUAUAAAAGCUCUCAAAUUCUUCUAUUAUAGCGUAAAACGCGCUCAACUUAUUUAAAAAAGGUUUAUACCAGUCGGUUUAAAGAUCUUAGUUGAGAUUAUAAUUUCAAAAAUAUUUAAUGCUAUCUUUGUUCUCGAACGGAAAACGAUAAAGACUUCGUUAACGAUCUGACCUUAAUUAUAUAGCAUAUUAUUUUAUUAACAGGCACAAAUACAUUUUAAUCAGUUUUAAAGUGCAAUGAAAUAUAUUUGUAAGAUAUUGGGGAACACGGUGCCUUUUAACUUUUCGCUCAUUGAUAAAACGCGGCUAGAUUUUAGUUUAAGCUUUAUAGUUAACGGCAGUUUAAUCGAAUUAUACAAAAAGGUUAUUCUAUUCGUUUUAUAAUUUAUUCAUAGUUAUAUUUUUUAUCCCUUAUAAAUUUUACAAUGGUAACAAGCAAUACAAAUUGUUGUACGCACUAAUGUGAAAAGGAAGUGUUAUAGUCUGAAAGACUGUAGGAAUAAGUAUCUUCUGAAGUUGAAAAUUAAUUUGGACCAUGGUACAUGAUAAAAAUACGUAUUAUAUUUACACAUUGACGUUUGUUAGUCAAUGUGUAACAGCUAUAUCGGGUGACAGAUGAAUCAUUUUUACAGUUUCCUUUUUGUGCUAACUAGUAUCUAUGGUAAUUGUUUUUUGUGCACAUUCAUUGACUUCAGUUUUUAAAAGGCGAUUGCUCAGUGCUAAUUGUUAUAGGCUAUAGUAGAUUAAAAACGAAUCUCCAUUUUAUGUUGUAUAGUCUUUCGAUUGACAGUUCUUAUUUACAACAUUUCGAAUACAGUUCGUUCCUUUUUGUACAAUAUUAAUUUAUUUAUUCUUAUUGAUUUAAAUACGUAUACAUACCUUUGGACAUUAAAAAAUCGGACUAUAAUUUUCUCAAACAAAUCUUGUUAUAAAAUCACGUAUAUCUAAUUGAAAGAAAAAAAAAUUUGAAAAAUAAAAGUCAAUCUUAAUAAAUUGUUACAAGACGUGUCAUUCAACAUAUUGAAAUAAUGAGAUUAUUUCGAUAUUGUUUUCUUAAAAUAUACAAGUAUCUUAAACCUUGGCAAAAUAUUUCAAGAAUGCCAUACAUAAAACGUUUAUUAAAAAUCAAAAGCAUGAACAUCUAUGAAUAUGUAAUGGUUCUACUUUAUAAGUUUUCACAGCAUAAAAUAAUUUUAACGUUAUAAUCAUAAUUUAAGAAUACAUGAUAUUAUGUUAAAUGCAAUGAUCAUAAAAUAUGUAUUAGCAUUUUCAUAUUUAAUGUAAUUUAUACUUUCGCGCGAUAUGAAUAAUGAAACUUGAGUUUUGUCCAAAGGUACAGAGUUCUUCCAAGAUCUAAGAAAUACGUUAUCUUCCAUUGCAAACAUUAACUAGUACCUGGUAAUUAGCGUGCAUAUAAGAGAUGUAUACUGUUAAGGGUUUCAUAAAACACUAUACAAUACGUGUCAUAUAAUUACUAUAUGACUAAGGUGAUAAGAAAUAUUUCGAAUUAUUGACAUUUAAUGUGUGCUAUAGCUAAAAGCAUAUUUGUCAAUCUACCUAAAUUGCGUCCUAAUUGAAAGAAAAUGACAAUUUUUUGUUAUAUUGCUUUUUUUUAUAUAUUAUUUCAUUUGGGACUUGAAACAAGAACAAUACAGCCAAUGUGUUACAUACAAUCAAAUUAUUGUUAUUGUUAUAUAUAUGAAAUUGUUUCAAUUUUCAACAAUAAUGAAACUUUUGAUACUAUACUUCCAUUGUAUUAUAUAAAUUUUUUAAUUCGAGUUUUA
Messenger RNA from Colletes gigas, 4167 nucleotides. Its product is annotated as guanine nucleotide exchange factor for Rab-3A-like. The transcript is spliced from 9 exons. Gene Ontology annotation, molecular function: guanyl-nucleotide exchange factor activity. The record is from RefSeq and is a predicted model, not a curated record. Gene Ontology annotation, cellular component: Golgi to plasma membrane transport vesicle. Lineage: Eukaryota; Metazoa; Arthropoda; Insecta; Hymenoptera; Colletidae. Gene Ontology annotation, biological process: exocytosis. Bases 862 to 2202 code for a protein of 446 amino acids.